AUGUCCAGCGUUGAACAGGUCACCCUCGGUCCAGGCUUGAACAAUGAUGGUGUCGCCACCAAAAUGCCCGCCAUGACUAGCUCUGCUGCCCCUGUCACCAACGGAGGCGGUCUCGUGACCGUCCAACCUCUUCGACGAUCCGAGAUGCAGCCCUCGUACAAGCAGAACCUCGGACUCGAAAACAUUGAGCACGGCUUCUACGGCUCACUUAUCAACGGAAUCGGUGCGGUCGCAGGCUUCUUCGGCCAGAUCCCAUGCUGCAUCUGCUGUCCCAAUCCAUUCCAGGAAAUUGAACAAGGCAGUGUCGGUCUCGUCUCAAGAUUCGGGAUGUUCUAUAGAAGUGAAGACCCGGGACUUACCAAAAUCAACGCUUGCUCGGAGUCUUUACAACGAGUCGACGUUCGAGUGUCUACUACAAAAAUAGGCUCGCAGUCGGCUAUCACGCGGGACGGCGUAUCCGUGACAGUGGAUUCUGUGCUGUUUUGGCACGUUUCAAACCCGUAUCGGGCCAGCUACGGUAUCAACGACGUGCGAAUGGCGCUUAUCGAGCGAGCGCAGACCACUCUGCGAAACGUGAUCGGCGGUCGUGUGCUGCAGUCGCUCGUCACGGAGCGAGAGCAAGUGGCGCUCGAGGUGCAGGAGAUAGUCGGCGACGUCGCUGAUCGCUGGGGUGUGCAGGUGGAAAGCAUCCUCAUCAAGGAUAUUGUCUUCUCCGAGGAGCUACAGGAGUCACUCAGCUCUGCCGCCAAACAGAGGCGAAUCGGUGAGAGCAAGGUUAUUGCUGCUCAAGCCGAGGUGGACGCUGCUCGACUCAUGCGACAGGCCGCCGACAUCUUGGCUUCUAAGAGCGCUAUGCAGAUCCGUGCGCUUGAGAGUUUGCAGGCCAUGGCCAAGACGGCCAACAGCAAGGUUAUCUUUGUGCCCAUGAACCUCAACGACCUCUCUGGCGACGACAGCCUUCCUGCUGGAGGCACUAGACCUGGUGCCAGUGAUGCACCUGUCGCUUCGGGUUCUGGCUCUGGCUCGAGAAGCGGCCACAUGAUCCCUACUGCCGCUCUUUCUCAGCUUGCUGAUAUGUAG
This is a messenger RNA of Mycosarcoma maydis (corn smut), 1080 nucleotides long. RefSeq lists its product as uncharacterized. The record is from RefSeq and is a predicted model, not a curated record. NCBI's taxonomy places the organism in Eukaryota, Fungi, Basidiomycota, Ustilaginomycetes, Ustilaginales. Bases 1 to 1080 code for a protein of 359 amino acids. Gene Ontology annotation, cellular component: plasma membrane. The transcript has a single exon.